AUGGGCAGCGUCGACACAUCGCUCCACGCGCACACGUCCGGACGCGCAGCCGUCUACGCGGAGAAGCACAGCGUCACGCACCCACUGAUCCUGUAUGGCGGGUGGUUCUGCCCGUUCGUGCAACGUGCAUGGAUCACGCUGCACGAGAAGAACAUCGACCACCAGUACUUCGAGAUCAACCCGUACAAAAAAGAAGCCGAGUUCCUCGCACUGAAUCCUCGAGGUCUAGUACCAACGCUGGCGGUCCCUGUUGACAAGGGCAGCCGUCCCGACCAGAAACCGCUCUACGAGAGUAGCGUCAUCUGCGAGUAUCUCGAUGAAGUAUAUGCGGAUGAAAGCAGUAAUGGACCAUCGUUGUAUCCGGUCGAUGCCUAUGAGAAAGCGCGUGCGCGGAUCUGGAUUGAUCAUGUCAGCGGCAAAAUCAUUCCGGCGUUCUAUCGCUUCAUGCAGCAUACGGAUGCCAAGGCGUAUACGCUUGAUGAGGCGAGGGCGGAGCUACUAGGCCAUCUGAAGACUUUCAUCCGGGAGGCAGACCCUAAAGGCCCAUUCUUUCUCGGAAGUCAGUUCAGCAUGGUCGAUGUCAUGUUGGCGCCGUGGCUUUGUCGCCUAUUUUUGUUUGACGUCUACAAGCAAGGUGGAUUAGGCGUGCCGGCUAGGGGAGAGGGUGGCGAGGAUGAAAACGCUUGGAAUAGAUGGAGGGUUUGGGCCGAUGCUGUGGAGAAUAGGGAGAGUGUGCUGGAUACGCUCAGUGAGAGGGAUCACUAUGUCGAUGCUUAUAAGAGAUAUGCCGAGGACACGACCCAGAGUGGCGUGGCUAAGGCGACAAGAGAGGGUCGGAGACUGCCUUGA
Exophiala bonariae is the source of this 849-nucleotide messenger RNA. RefSeq lists its product as uncharacterized. The record is from RefSeq and is a predicted model, not a curated record. NCBI's taxonomy places the organism in Eukaryota, Fungi, Ascomycota, Eurotiomycetes, Chaetothyriales, Herpotrichiellaceae. Gene Ontology annotation, molecular function: glutathione transferase activity. The transcript has a single exon. Gene Ontology annotation, cellular component: cytoplasm. The coding region runs from base 1 to 849 and encodes 282 amino acids.